AUGGAUAUCAUUGUGGGGUUGCCUUGCACUUCCCUUGGUCUUGACAGUAUUUGGGUCAUCGUGGAUCGAUUGACCAAGUCAACAAACUUUCUUCCUGUUCAUACUUCCUACAGUGUCGAGAGGUUGGCUCGUAUCUACAUUCUAGAGGUGGUUCCCUUGGGAAAGUUUGUGUACAAUAAUAGCUACCACUCUAGUAUUCAGGUGUCCCUGUUCGAGGUCUUAUAUGACAGGCGUUGUCUCUUUUUGGUUGGUUGGUUUGAGUCUACGAAGCCCAGGCCGUGCGGUAUAGAUUUGAUGCAGGAGGCCUUAGAUCACGUGAGGGUGAUUCAGGAUAGGCUCUGGACAACUCAGAGUAGGCACCAAAGUUAUGCAGAUCGUAGGCCUCAACCGUUGAGAUUUUCUAUUGGUGACAGAGUAUUCCUCUGUGUAUCUCCCAUGAAAGGUGUGAUAAGAUUUGGGAGGCAGGGCAAACUUAGCCCAGCUAUUCAUUUGAUCUUUCAUGUUUGGAUGCUGCACCGGUAUGUUCUAGAUGAGUCCCAUGUUCUCCAGUAUGAUACGAUUGAGUUGGAUGAUCAUCUGAGCUAUAUUGAGGAGCGAGUUGCUAUUUUGGCUAGAGAUGUCAGAAAGUUGUGA
This is a messenger RNA of Solanum dulcamara, 633 nucleotides long. RefSeq lists its product as uncharacterized. The transcript has 3 exons. The coding region runs from base 1 to 633 and encodes 210 amino acids. The record is from RefSeq and is a predicted model, not a curated record. NCBI's taxonomy places the organism in Eukaryota, Viridiplantae, Streptophyta, Magnoliopsida, Solanales, Solanaceae.